AUGGCUAGGAACUCGUCCGCUCCGGCACUUCCACCUGAUGGGGUCUCUCUGCUACCUGAUGAUGAGGGCGUGACACAGAGGCUCGAGCACAGUAUACGGGGACUCUCCAAGCUUGCCCUAGAAGGCAAGACAUCGGAUGUCCGCGUUCAGCAGGAUGACGCGGAGAAGAGUACUUCCGGAGCUUCCUCAAUAUCUGCGGCUGGUUCAAAUCGGGUUCAGGCUUGGCUUCAAGAUGCUUUAGACGAAUCAUCCCUCUCAGUCUCUUCGGUUGAAGAAGACAGCGCAGAAGAAGUUGCACCUACGGACGACGGCGAAGACUCGCUGCCAGAUCCUUUGGUCACUGAUGAUGCUUUGCGCUGUGUGGAGUGCGCUUGGGAAAUUGUCGAUGGCAUAUGCCAAGGCUGCGGAUUGAAGCACAAGGCAUAUGAUGUGGACGACGACCCUGUAUUCCCGGAUACAUACGUGAUGCCUUUACACGUGCAGACCCUUGCCCGUGGGGAUACGCCGACGUUAGAUGUGGAUUUGGAUAAUCUCGUUGUGCCUCCCGAGUACGUGCAACGCGAGAAGAUGUACCAGACCCUGCUGUCUCGCGGGGCAACUCGGGAAAUGUGUAUACAGUAUAAGCUGAGAUUCUACGACGAACUGGGAAUUAUCGCAUGGGCGAACGACGACCUCUUCGAUGAAUUCACCGGCGACCUUAUGAAAGAAGGCGAUCUUUGGCAGAUAUGCCUAGGAAGGCACAUUAAAUUGGACUGGAAUGACCCCACCGGCGAGCUAUUCAUCUUCGCACUACUCGAGGAGGUCAUAUUCUGGCCGACUGAGGGACUUGGCGAAUGGGAGACCGUACUGACUCGCCAAAGUCGCAAGAGGAGGCGCGUCUGGGUCACACGACCCGUCGUGAGCGCUCAGGACGUGCUAUCUGAUAGCGAGAGUGCUCCCGAUAGCGACGAAGGCAGUGACGUUACGGUAGAUGUGGGGAUGGGGGCGGUCUCGAUCCCCGAAUACGACCUUCUCGCAGGCCCUAAUGUGCCGCUGGCUGCACUAUUCCUCGACGAGUACGCUUCCGAUUCGGAAGAUGAUGACUUGGAAGAUGAUGACUCGGAAGAUGACUCGGAUGACGAAGUGCUUAGCUCCUCCGAUCUCGAAACGGACGAUGCUCUCACUAUGGUGCAACGCGACACUGCUUGGAACGUGGAUGCGGACCAUGAAAGCUCCGACGACUCCGACAUAGACUUACUGCUAGACGAGUACUAUAACUAG
This is a messenger RNA of Peniophora sp. CBMAI 1063, 1260 nucleotides long. The record is from the annotation of a GenBank genome assembly. NCBI's taxonomy places the organism in Eukaryota, Fungi, Basidiomycota, Agaricomycetes, Russulales, Peniophoraceae.